UGGUCACAACGUCCCCCGUGCCAGCUUCGGGGUGAGCGGCCUUUCCCCAAACGCCUGCUGGAAAUUUCCAGAGACAUCACAGCAGUCCCGAAACAAAAAGCUGCUGUGCCUCCCCGCAGGCGCUGCAUUUUGGGAUCUAUUGCUCCUGGCAGACACGCCAUGCUCUGCUUCACCGACCGAAUUUUAAGCUUCUAAAUGCUGCAUUAUUGGAAGGGUUGAUAUUAAAGUUAGUCCCAGCAUCGUGACUUUUCCAUCAUGUCAGAACCUAUCACGCUCAAUGUUGGAGGAAAACUCUAUACCACCUCUCUGUCCACUCUGACUAGCUUUCCAGACUCCAUGCUGGGGGCCAUGUUUAGUGGGAAGAUACCAACCAAGAAGGACAGCCAAGGCAACUGCUUUAUUGACAGAGAUGGCAAAAUCUUCCGCUAUAUCUUGAACUUCCUACGAACUUCUCACUUGGACCUUCCCGAAGACUUUCAGGAAAUGGGCUUACUUCGACGGGAGGUGGAUUUUUAUCAAAUUCAGCCGCUGAUUGAGGCCUUGCAGGAAAAGGAAGUAGAGCUUUCUAAAGCAGAGAAAAAUGCCAUGCUCAACAUCACCCUUGAUCAGAAGACCCAAACUGUUCACUUCACUGUCCGAGAAGCACCCCAGAUUUACAGCCUGUCUUCCUCCAACAUGGAAGUGUUUAGUGCUCAUAUCUUCUCUACAUCAUGCCUGUUCCUGAAGCUUCUGGGUUCCAAACUUUACUAUUGCUUCAAUGGAAACCUUUCUUCAAUAUCCAGCUACCUGCAGGACCCCAACCACUUGACCUUAGACUGGGUGGCAAGUGUGGAAGGCCUUCCUGAAGAGGAGUACACCAGGCAGAACUUGAAGAGACUCUGGGUGGUGCCAGAUAAUAAGCAAAUCAAUAGCUUCCAGGUGUUUGUGGAAGAAGUGCUGAAAAUAGCCAUGAGUGAUGGUUUCUGCAUAGAUUCUUCUCAUCCACAUACUUCAGAUUUCAUGAAUAAUAAGAUUAUUCGCCUAAUUCGGUAUAAGUAGGAAUGGCUGUUUAUUGCGGUGCAGGAAGCAUGGAGAUAACACAGGUUCAGUGUUUCCCUUUAAAACACACAGCCUAAUUCAGAAUCAUGCUUAUCUGGAUUAAGAGUCACUAACAAGGAGAUGAUUUUCCUUUAAUGUACUUACCAAUACGACCUUUCAGAAUAUGUCUGUAUUCUAGAUGGAAGCAAUAUUGUCUAGCGCCUGAAUUAAGGACUGGUUCUGUCUCUGCUGCCCCCUCUGACCUGCUGUACAGUUGUGGGGAAAAUCACCAAACUUCUCUCCUUUCUACUUUUCCCAGUCAGAAAAUGGAAGUGAUCCCUAGCCUAUGUUGCAAGGGGAUGUGCGGGUUCAGUAAUCAAGGUUUGGAAUGUAUCUGGAGAACAGAUGUGGUGAAAGAUGCCAUGGAGCUGCAGUGCAGGAGACAGCCCUAGGAACGAAUUUUCCAUGUCUUGUUGUAUCACCUGUGUGGAGCAUUCAAGAAGCUUGAUUGAAUCCACAGAUAAGAAGCCUCCCUCGUGCACUCAAUACAGCUGUAAAGGAUGGUGCAAACUGCAAAUGAGUAAGGGAUCCCAUCUCCCUGGGUUCAACAAAGGACUUCUCUCACCAUCUGAAGUUGCCUUGUGUUUUUUUUCUGAACCCUGUGAGGAAGCCCCUGCUUUAUUCUGCUUUCAGGGAAGCCAUGUUGGAAUACUGUGACUGGCAUGGAGAACAACCAAGGAAGCCAUAGAAGAGAGAAUGGUGUUCUUACAAACAAAGAAGAUUAAACUUUUACAUUCCAAAGGCAUCCAAGACAACUAGUCCUUUUCUUUCUCUUGUAGUGUUAAUAUUUGUCUGGAGGAUGCUGCUGAAACUUUCUGAGAUGAAGACAGAUUUUGGGGCAGAGGCCCCCAAAUGCCUUCUAAGCAUUUGAGCCUCUUCUGGCCUUCUUUUGGGCACAUCUCCCUUCAACAGUGCCUGGAGUGCAUCACAUGCUCUCUGGAUAGGAUGGAUUCCAUUUGAAAAGACAACAUUCUCAUCAGGUUACACCUAGUAUUUUUCAUUACAAAAUCAGAGGCUCAUUUUUCCUAUCCUAGUACACUGAGCCUUUUUUUUUUUAACAUCCAUGUAAAAUGGUCAGGUCACUAAAUAGCAUUUUCCUCACUUGUUUGGCUUCAGUGUCAGGUUGCCAUAGGUAAGGCAGUGGGAAUCCAGAGGUGACAACAAUGGUCACCUACACACCUGGUCUGUGCUAUAAUGAAGAUUAUAAUUCAAUAGCUGCAUAUUGUCUCUAAACAUCAUUUGUGCCACAUUCAAAAUGGUUCUUUCUCAGCUAAUUAUGUUUAAAAGUAUCUUAACUGUAUUUCCCUAGCCAGAUGGCUAUGAGUACAUUAGAGACCCUCUGGAACAUUUUCCGGUGUCUUUAAUGAGAUAAAAGGGAAAAUGCAAUAACCAAGUUUUGCAUUUAGAAUUUUAGCACUUCCAAAGGUUCUUAGCACAGGGCUGCAAAGCUCUGUAUUACUCAUGUUCUUGUUUCCCAAAGUAACUAGUCUGUCAUUACAUUAAGCUGACCUGUGAACAAGCAUAAAGAAGCUCUUUUUCUUGUAAAAAACAGUGAGAUCAGUAUAUUUCUAAUGUCCCAAGCUGUAACUGCAUGAACAACACAAAUCAGCAUGCUGAUGGGAAAAAUACACAUUCUGCAGCUCUUGUCAGCCUGUUACAGACCACUGCCCUUUGUCUGACCUGGUGCUAAACCAGCAUGAUAUACGUGGGACCAUGUUGCCAGAAAGUACUUACUGGGCUUGAAGCCCUCAGAACCAUUAAACCUGGCAAAUACUGUGAAUUUUAAGGACUGCAGAAAGGAUUUUGUGGCCAGAUUCUGGCUUGAGUCACCAUAUUUAGCUUUAGUUGCACAAGGAAGAACUUUUUUUUCCCCCUCAUCCGUGUCCUGAAUUAUAAAGCAUGUGUUUGCCACUCAGCUGGACAUUCACAGAGAUGACUGUGCUGUUAAUGUGAUUAUGAUCUGUAAAAUGAACCCUCCUUGAUCAAAUCUA
This is a messenger RNA of Corapipo altera (White-ruffed manakin), 3068 nucleotides long. It is a transcript of the gene KCTD21, whose product is annotated as potassium channel tetramerization domain containing 21. The transcript has 2 exons. Gene Ontology annotation, molecular function: cullin family protein binding; histone deacetylase binding. The coding region runs from base 256 to 1038 and encodes 260 amino acids. NCBI's taxonomy places the organism in Eukaryota, Metazoa, Chordata, Aves, Passeriformes, Pipridae. The record is from RefSeq and is a predicted model, not a curated record. Gene Ontology annotation, biological process: protein homooligomerization; ubiquitin-dependent protein catabolic process.